GUGAGAACUGCCUCUACCUCAACAUAUUUGUACCUCUGGAUGUGAACUUCAGUUCCCCUUUACUGACAACCCUGCCAGUGAUGGUGUGGAUCCACGGGGGGGAUUUCAUUGCUGGCUCAGCCUCCAAGCCCCUGUACGAUGGGAGGUUCAUCAGUAACUUCACUCACACUGUGGUGGUGAGCAUGGAGUAUCGGCUAGGGGCGUUUGGUUUCCUCGUCUCGGGAUUAGACCCCAAAACCUCAGCAACCGGGAAUUAUGGGAUCCUGGAUCAGCAGGUUGCUCUUCUCUGGGUUCAACAAAACAUUGCUCUGUUCGGAGGCGACCCCAGCAAGGUGACCAUAUUUGGGGAGAGUGCAGGAGCCCAGUCAGUGAGCGUCCAUCUGAUGGUCCAGAGCAGUAAGCCCCUGUUCAAACAGGCUGUGUUCCAGAGCCUACCCUUCUCCAUCCCUCUCAAGACCAGACAUGAUGCCCUGAAGCUGGGGAGGGACUUUGCCAGACAGGCCAACUGCUCUGUGAGCGACAUCGUGUGCCUGCUGUCCCUCAGUCCUCAGGCUGUCCUCGCUGCCCAGAUGAAGUCAAGUUCCAAAGUGGUGAAUCCCUUCAAGUUCUUGGAGAUCUUUGAGACCUGGGGGCCCUACAUAGAUGGAGAGCUGAUCAAGGAGCAGGCUGUGACUGCCUUCCAGAAGGGCACUGGCAGAAGGAGAAACCAGUCCUCCUUGGGACCACUUCAGAGGAGGGGUGAUCUUUGUGUACGGGGUCUUCACCAAGCCUGUGUCUGUGGUGGAGUGCAUCGUCUACACCACGGCCAUCUUCAAACGCACGCCCUCAGGAUCCUACGCAAGUACCUGCCCCUGUACAGGGACGUUGACCGACGGGACAUGCGGCUCAGAUUGUGACAGACUACGUCUUCCUUUGCCCUCCCGCAAGGCAGCCCGGGCGGGCACCAAAGUGGGCAGCGCCGUGUGGAUGUACGUCUUCGACCAUGUGAUGUCGGACCACAGUGUGUGGUCCGGUCUGUCCUUCUGCUACGAGCAUGUGUGUCAGGGCGCUGAGCUGCCUUCCUCUUCGACACGGCCUCCGUGGCCAACUUCACGCUGGCCCCACCGACGAGCGG
Messenger RNA from Salvelinus sp. IW2-2015, 1114 nucleotides. The record is from RefSeq and is a predicted model, not a curated record. NCBI's taxonomy places the organism in Eukaryota, Metazoa, Chordata, Actinopteri, Salmoniformes, Salmonidae.